AGGAAGCUGGCGGCGAAGUGGCCGCGGACUAAUUCGAAAAAUAAGUCUCCGGGAGCGACAAGCACACUUGACCGAAGCACGCUCGCCACGGAAGGGUGCACCAACGCCGUGUGCCCUCUCGAGUGCUCGCGAGUGACAAUUAAUAAACGCCGCGUCGCGCCGCGUCCAUCGUGUUCCUCCUACUCUGCAGCACGAGUUGGCCAGUCGACCCGUGACCACCACCGUGCGUACACCAGAGAGAACAGUGUGAUUUUACGAUGACGAUUUCCUGUUGAAAAGAAGGGGGCAGAUUCGCACGACGGAUUUCAAUGGACUCGUCGUUUCGUACGAGUAAAGUGUCGAACGAUGCGUCGAAGAGGGACUGAAAGUGAGGAGUGCGAAGCGCGGUGAAGGAACUGUCGAGGGGAUGGAACGAGAUAAGGCGGAAUCGUUGCGAAGAUUCGAAUAGAGCAAGUGUGUCUGCAUCAUAUUUUCAAACAGGACUGUUUUCGGAUCUAAAAGAAUGUCGGAUAUCAUAGAAGACGACAAACGAAGCGAAGCUUCCCCAAAACCGUCCCAACUGACCCCUUUCAGUAUCGCUGACAUACUCAGUAGAAGAACUUCUUGCGCGGAGCGACGAGGUUCAGAGUCGGAAGAGGCGCAAGGUGCUGCGUCGUUCACCAGGAAGCCCCACCAAGAGUACGACUGUUCCGAGAACGAGCACCAGGAUCGUAAUCAGAUGGCUAGAUUCUCGAGGCUACCUUCGCCGGAUCUGAGCGUGGCCCGAGAGCUGGACAUCCUGACGAGGAAUCUGGUCCACGCCAAUAUCUCCAACUUCGGGACUAUACCGCACUUGGCCCAGGGAACGUUCAAGCACCUCGAGAAUCUAGGAAACAUGGGUGGCUAUCAGCCGGUGAAGGACUCGAGGGAAGCUUUGCAGAGGCAGCAAGACGAGGCGCUGGACAUGAGCAAGAAUAAAUAUUUGGAGGACGGAGAGGAGGACAUGUACGAGGCCCAGAAUCACGGGCAGAACCUUCAGAGCAGGAAGAAACGGAGCAGGGCGGCCUUCUCUCACGCGCAGGUUUACGAAUUGGAGAGAAGAUUCGCGGCGCAGAAAUACUUGUCGGGCCCGGAACGAGCGGAUCUAGCGCGGGGAUUGAAGCUGACCGAGACCCAGGUCAAGAUCUGGUUUCAAAACAGACGGUACAAGACCAAAAGACGGCAGCAACAGGAGCUAGGCGCCCUGGUUAAUUCCGGAAACGCGAGGCGCGUCGCGGUUCGAGUCCUCGUGCAUCCGGACGAGCAUCUGAGGGGAUUGCCACUUCGUGGUUCCGGCCAACUUCCCGGGCAAAUGUCAGCCCCGCAAAUUCAUCCGGCGAACAAAGCGCUCGGCGGUUUCCCAUACUACUGCCUCCCCUAUCAUCCCCUGCUCUGCCCGCCCCUUCACUCCACUCAUAUUCAGGUGCAAAACACUAUCGCGCCGGACCUGGAUCCGAGCCAAUUGGCCAAACUCAACGACGAGAAGUAAAUCGAAAAUUUCCCUGAUUUCGGAUCGGAUCGAAAUAUUAAAGUGGUAUUCGGCUGAAAUUGGGAUUGUUCAGCUCGUGUAUACAGGGUGUUAAUGAAAUUUGCGAAACAUCUUUCGGAAGGGCUCGAUUCUGGGAACGAAAAUAAAAGUCGAUGGCUUAUUUAUUAUUAUUUUUACGGCACGUUUUCGAGUCAAUGUCAAAAAUUUUAGAUUAAAUAGAGGGUUUGGUUUCAAUUCUUAUCUAUGCAUCUUAUUUUUGUAUAUCGUUGUAUUUAUGCAUCACGUUAAAUUUAGCAAUGGAAUUGUCCGAAAAGGAAUUCAAGGGAUGGAUUUUAUGAAGUAGAUAGGAAAAUCGAAAUAUAAGGCUUCUUUUCGAUUCCUAGGAUCGAUCUUCCAAAGAUGAGCCACGAAUACAAUAUAUCCUAUUGUGCCUAACUAUGGAGAAAAGGUGUAGUUUAUUGACUUUCGUAAGAUUUUCCAAGAAAAUUUAAAGAUAAUUAAAAAACAUUGUGAAUCAUACUUAUUAUUUUAUCUAAAAGUUAAUCGAAUUGUAUUUAUUAAAGGAAAAAUAUUUAUGCAAUUUUUGUUUUAGUACUCAAAUUCAUGCAAUAUAUUAGUAGAUUGCAAACGUUUGUGCAAAUUAAAAUUUAAAAUAGAACCGAAAUAAAAUUUUAAAGUCAUAAUAUAUAUUUCAACAAAUGGAUACAAAAGCAAAAAUUGCUCAUCCUUGCAAAUGAAUUCAUUUAGCAAAAUUAAUCAUUCCUUUACUUGCCAUCGACAAAUCUAAAAUCUCGUUUUACAUUUUUCCACGAUCACUAAUUUUCUCCAUAGUUGGACAAUAUAUUCUUGUUUCCAAAUGAAAGUUUUCAGAAAAUUUCUAGAUCGAUGUUAAGUUAUUAUAGAUCGGUUAAGCUAGUCUGAAUUGAACUGCGCUCGAUUCUUUCUUCCAAAAUGUUCUAUUUAAUUAAUAUUGAAAAAAAUUAAAGAAAAAGUUUAAGAAGAGAUGUUCGUGAAUUAUUGUAUAACUAUUAUUAUUAUUAUCAUGUAGUUUUAUUUUGGUUAUCUUUAAAUUAGUCUAUUUUCUGUUCUAAGCGAGGAAUUGAAAAAUGUUGACUGAGAAUUGAAUACGUUAAAGAUACAUCGCAAUGUAAAUGUUCAAUGUUCUCUGAACGAUUCUGAAUGAAUCCAAAUAUCGAUUAAGAGGCACGAUUAUCGAUUCGAUAUCGAGUCGAUGUGAACGAAUCCACGCGUUAAUUAUAAAUUUAAAAAUAAAUAUAUUACAUCGCAGACUAGGAAGAGGAUUGUGUAAAUUAGCGUGUAAAUAAAACUGUAUAAAAUGCAAUUUCGAUCGCACGGUAUCGGUAAGUGAAAUAUUUAUUUAUUCUGUGACCAUGGAAUAUCAUUUGUUAUGGCUGCCACGUAAAACGCACAAUUGAAUGCGUAUAUAGAAUAAGUGUACAUAUACAUUACAUUUCAUAAAAUUUAGGAAGAAUUAUUUAUUGUUUGUUAUCAUAAAUAUGUCUUUUUCCCUACUUCAGAAAGAAUAAAUAAUAAUGAUAAAAUUGGACAUAUAACACUCAUCGUUUCAAAAACGUACACUUUUCUUCUAUGUACUCAUUCAAUUAAUAAUAACCAAUCUAAAAUUUCAAAUGUAGAAAAUUUCUUCGAUCUUUCACAUUCAACAAACUGAAUUUUUCUAAAGACUAGAAUAACAAGACUGGCAGUCCAUUGUUUCGUGUCCAAAUUUUAAAAAGAACUGUUUAAAAAGAUUUUGCGCAAAGCGAAUUCGAUGAGAAAGAAAAAAAAAUUCAAGAGUGCAAUAAGAAUCGAUCAACACUGAUAUCGAUUAAUCAUAGUGACACUAAUAUAAGCACGCGUCCAGCCACUCCGAUUGUUUCUGCGUACCUAUGUGAUCAUACAGAUUUAUCUCGAAAUAUACGUGGUUCAUUAAGAAAACA
This is a messenger RNA of Apis cerana (Asiatic honeybee), 3465 nucleotides long. RefSeq names its product homeobox protein Nkx-2.5. The record is from RefSeq and is a predicted model, not a curated record. Gene Ontology annotation, molecular function: RNA polymerase II cis-regulatory region sequence-specific DNA binding; DNA-binding transcription factor activity, RNA polymerase II-specific. Gene Ontology annotation, cellular component: nucleus. Gene Ontology annotation, biological process: cell differentiation; regulation of transcription by RNA polymerase II. Lineage: Eukaryota; Metazoa; Arthropoda; Insecta; Hymenoptera; Apidae.